UUUCAACCAAAGUUAUUCAACUUAAAAAUGCAGUACAGUCAGAUCUGUGCAUCUGCUCACAGGAGGCCUCUUUUUAUUAUACAAACAGUUUAUUUAGGUUUUUAAUGUUGUGAUUCCGACCUUUUCCGACAUAUUCCGAAAAUCGGUUUGUUAUGCGCAGAACGGAUGCGCAGCGGGUGACACUGCCGCUUUAAGGCGCGCGUUGCAUUUCGGGAUGACCUCAUUCCUUGCAGGCUUGCCGCAAACACAGAGUCAGAGGAGGAGUGAGGACUAUACCGGCAUGCAACGCGGUCAGGCGCGGUUUUUUACAUAUUAUCGAUUUCUCGCCACUAUGCAUGGAAAGAAAGCUUCGUUUUGGGGUGAACACGAGCUUCUGUGUGUUCUGAGGUGUGUUCACUGUGUGUCAAAACAGCCUUUAAUCUUAAAUUACCUGCACUGGUACAAAUUCACUCUAGUUGUGUUUUUAAGGUGAGAUGAUUUUUAUAUAAAAAUAGAAAUAUAAAAAUGCUCCUAUGUUGUAUAAAUACAGCAGUAUUAAACGUAUUUUUAUUUCAUAAUAUUAUGUAGUUCUUCGACCCUAAUGAUCUACGGGAAGGAGGUAUAAACAAAGAAUAUAACAAUGUUAUGUUGUUGGGAGUUUGACAUUUCAACAUCACCGACAUCCCAAGCAAUCCCACCAUGUGACCCAGAUAGUCAAGAUGAUGAGCUGGAUAGUGUACUUCCACCAAUAGAAUUACAUCAGCCAACUGAUU
Molecule: messenger RNA, 752 nt
Organism: Paramuricea clavata
Lineage: Eukaryota; Metazoa; Cnidaria; Anthozoa; Malacalcyonacea; Plexauridae
Source: the annotation of a GenBank genome assembly